Molecule: messenger RNA, 6524 nt
Organism: Dreissena polymorpha
Lineage: Eukaryota; Metazoa; Mollusca; Bivalvia; Myida; Dreissenidae
Product: myosin heavy chain, striated muscle-like
Exons: 29
Coding region: 1-5835 (1944 amino acids)
Cellular component (GO): myosin complex
Molecular function (GO): ATP binding; cytoskeletal motor activity; actin filament binding
Source: RefSeq, a predicted model, not a curated record
AUGAACUGCGAUUUUUGGGACCCCGACUUCAAGUACUUGUGGGUUGACCGCAAGAAGGUCAUGCAGGAAAUGGCCAACUUCGACGGCAAGAAGGCUUGCUGGGUCCCGGACGAGCAGGAAGGGUUUACUCGUGGUGAGAUCGUGUCCUCCAAGGGAGAUGAAAUCACUGUCAAGAUCCUCAGGAGCAACGAGAACAAGACGUUCCAGAAGGACCUCCUUCAGCAGGUGAACCCGCCCAAGUUCGAGCAGUGCGACGACAUGGCCAACAUGACCUACCUGAACGAGGCCUCUGUGCUUAACAAUCUCCGUGGGCGUUAUGUCAACGGUUUCAUCUACACGUACUCUGGUCUCUUCUGCGUGGCGGUGAACCCCUACCGUCGUCUGCCGAUCUAUGUGGACUCAAUCAUUGCCAAGUACCGCGGCAAGAGGAAGAUGGAGAUGCCACCACACUUGUUCGCCGUCGCCGACAACGCUUUCCAGAACAUGUUGCAGGACCGCGAAAACCAGUCCUGUUUGAUUACUGGCGAGUCUGGUGCAGGUAAGACUGAGAACACCAAGAAGGUCAUCAUGUACUUCGCCAAGGUCGCCGCCGCCCAGUCAAAACAGGCCGGCGAGGAGCAAGCGGAUUCCAAGAAGGGCUCGCUCGAGGAUCAGAUUGUGCAGGCCAACCCUGUCCUCGAGGCGUACGGUAACGCCAAGACCACCCGUAACAACAACUCCUCGAGAUUCGGUAAAUUCAUCCGUAUCCACUUCGGACCUUCGGGAAAGAUCGCCGGAGCUGAUAUCGAGCAUUACCUCCUAGAAAAGUCACGUGUGACUUACCAGCAGUCGGCGGAGAGAAACUACCACAUUUUCUAUCAGAUGCUCACCAAUGUGUAUCCCAAGUACCAUGAGCUUUGCCUUGUGUCCCCCGACCCCGCUCUGUAUUCCUUCAUCAACCAGGGAGUGCUGGUGGUGGACGGUAUCGAUGACACCGUGGAAAUGAAGGCGACCGACGAAGCCUUCGACGUUCUCGGCUUCUCUCAGGAUGAGAAGAACAGCCUGUACAAGUGCACCGCCGCCAUCUUGCACUUCGGUGAGAUGAAGUGGAAACAGAACCCCAGAGAGGAACAGGCCGAGGCCGACGGUACCACUGAGGCCGAGAAGGUCGCCUUCCUUCUGGGCAUAAACAGCGGUGACCUGCUCAAGGGUCUGCUGAAACCCAAGAUCAAGGUCGGUACCGAGUUCGUCGUCCAGGGCCGUAACAAGGAACAGGUCGUCAACUCCGUCGGCGCCCUGGCCAAGUCCCUAUACGACCGCAUGUUCAACUGGCUAGUAAAGCGAGUCAACCAGACUCUAGACACAAAUGCCAAGAGAAACUACUACAUGGGUGUGCUCGACAUUGCUGGUUUCGAAAUCUUCGACUUCAACAGCUUUGAGCAGCUGUGCAUCAACUACACGAACGAGCGUCUACAGCAGUUCUUCAACCAUCACAUGUUCGUCCUCGAGCAGGAGGAGUACAAGAAGGAAGGCAUCCAGUGGGAAUUCAUUGACUUCGGCAUGGACCUGCAGGCCUGUAUCGAACUCAUCGAGAAGCCCAUGGGUAUCUUGUCCAUCCUCGAGGAAGAAUGCAUGUUCCCGAAGGCCUCCGACAAGACGUUCGAGGACAAGCUGACCACAAACCACCUUGGCAAGUCCAAGGCCUUCGGCAAAGUCAACAAGAACCGCAAAGGUGGUGGAAACGCUCACUUUGAACUGGGUCACUACGCCGGAGCUGUGCCAUACAACAUCUCUGGCUGGCUCGACAAGAACAAGGAUCCACUGAACGAGACUGUCGUCGCUCUGCUCGGCGACUCGAAGGAACCACUUGUUGGUGUUCUCUUCGAGAAGCCUAAAGAGGAAGCAGGUGGUGGCAAGAAGAAGGGCAAGUCCAGCGCUUUCCAGACAAUCUCUGCCCUCCACAGAGAGUCAUUGAACAAGCUCAUGAAGAACUUGUACAACACCCACCCUCACUUCGUGCGUUGCAUCAUCCCUAACGAGUUAAAGACCCCUGGAUUGAUUGAUGCUGGUCUUGUUCUCAACCAGCUCCAGUGCAACGGUGUGCUUGAGGGUAUCCGUAUCUGCAGAAAGGGAUUUCCCAGCAGGGUCCUCUACGCUGAGUUCAAGCAGAGAUACUCCAUCCUGGCUCCUAACGCAAUCCCUACUGGGUUCGUAGACGGCAAGGUUGUGACCGAGAAGAUCCUGACCGCAAUCCAGGUCGACCCUAACGAGUACAAGAUCGGUAGCACCAAAGUGUUUUUCAAGGCUGGUGUCCUGGGUAACCUCGAAGACAUGCGCGAUGCGCGUCUCUCCGGAAUCGUUUCACUUUUCCAGGCCCACGUUAGAGGCUAUCUCAUGCGCAAACAGUGCAAGAAACUGAAAGACCAGAGGACCGCCCUGUCCAUGAUCCAGAGAAACAUCAGGAAAUGGAUGGUGCUUAGGAACUGGCAGUGGUGGAAACUGUACACCAAGGUCAAGCCUCUCCUUAACGCUGCUCGGGCUGAAGACGAGGUGAAGAAGAUGGAAGAAGAGUUUACCAAGACCAAGGAAGAGCUCGCCAAGGUUGAGAAGAUUAAGAAGGAACUCGAGGAACGCUGCGUUAAGCUACAGAGAGAAAAGGAGGAUGCUGUUCUUCAGCUUGCAGCUGAGGGCGAUACCCUCGGUGAUAUGGAGGAAACCAUUGAGAAUCUCACUAAGCAGAAGUUCGAGUAUGAGGCUCAGAUAAAGGAAAUGGAAAGCAGGAUGGCCGAGGAAGAAGGCAACGCUGGUCAGCUGAGUGCCCAGAAACAAGAACUGGAGGCACAGGCUGCCAAGCUUAAGGAAAACAUUGCAGGUCUUGAAGAUUCGCUCAAGAAGGCAGAACACGACCGUCAGGUAAAGGACAACCAGAUCAAGACACUGCAGGGUGAGAUGUCCCAGCAGGACGAGCAGAUUGGCAAGCUUACGAAGGAGAAGAAGGCACUUGAUGAUACCGUCAAGAAGACUCAGGACGCUCUGAAGGCUGAGGAAGAAAAGGUGAACAACCUCAACAAACUCAAGCAGAAGUUGGAGAGCACUCUUGAUGAGCUCGAGGACAAUCUUGAACGCGAGAAGAAGGUCCGUGCAGAUGUGGAAAAGGCUAAGAAGAAGUUGGAAGGGGACUUGGCUGACACCCAGGCCGCUGUUGAGGAAUUGGGACGCAUCAAGUCGGAUCUUGAGGGCAACAUCAAGAAAAAGGAGACCGAGAUUAAGAACCUGAGCCAGAAACUGGAAGAGGAGCAGGGCCUUGUAGCUCAACUCCAGAAAAAGAUCAGGGAUCUCCAGGCCCGCAUUGAAGAACUCGAAGAAGAGCUCGAGGCUGAAAGGCAGGCCAGGGCUAAGGCCGAGAAAGCGAAGAACGACCUCGCCAGGGAACUGGAAGAAUUGGCCGAGGCCCUUGAUGAGCAAGGUGGUCAGACAGCCGCCCAGGUUGAGCUCAACAAGAAGCGAGAGGCCGAGGUGCAGAAGCUGCGUCGCGAUCUGGAGGAACAGACCAUGCAGCAUGAGUCCACCAUCGCCGCUCUCCGCAAGAAGGCUCAGGACGCCAGUAAUGAGAUGGCCGACCAGAUCGACCAGCUGCAGAAGGUGAAAUCUAAGGUUGAAAAAGAGAAGGCUCAGCUGAAAUCUGAAAUUGCCGAUCUUCAAGACCAGGUCGUCAACGUCUCUAAGAAGGGCGGUAUGUCUGACAAGAUGAGCAAACAAGUGGAGGCCCAGAUCUCCGAUCUGAACAAUCAGCUCGACGAAAGCUCUCGCAAUAUCCAGGAACUGAACGCCACCAAGAGCCGCCUCAUUGCCGACAACGCCGAUAUUGUUCGCCAGCUCGAGGAGGCCGAGAGCCGGAUCCAGGCCCUUAACAGAGAGCGCUCCUCUCUGCUUGCUCAACUGGAGGAAGCUAAGCGCAAUGUUGAUGAUGAGAUUAGGGCUCGCCAGAAACUCGCCGGUGAGCUGCGCAACGCAUUGGCUGACAUGGACGCUCUUCGUGAACAACUAGAAGAGGAAUCCGAUGCGAAGACUGACCUCCAAAGACAGCUGUCUCGCGCCAACGCAGAGGCAAACGCCUGGCGCGUCAAGUACGAGAGCGAAGGCAUGGCUCGUGCUGAGGAACUGGAAGAAACCAGGCGCAAACUUUCUGCUAAGCUCCAGGAAACCGAGUCCGCUCUCGACGCGGCUAACAACAAGAUCAGCGGUCUUGAGAAGAACCGCAGCCGUAUCCAGAUGGAGCUGGAGGACGCUGUAGUGAACUCGGACAGGGCCGGCGCUGCUGUUACUGCUCUUGAGAAGAGAAACAAGAGCUUUGACAAGGUCAUCGCCGAUUGGCAGCUCAAGGUUCGCUCCCUGCAGUCCGAGCUUGAGAACGCACAGAAGGAGUCCCGCAGCUACUCGGCUGAACUGUUCCGCGUGAAGACUCAGUAUGAAGAGGUCAUCGUUACUGUUGACUCUCUCAGGAGAGAGAACAGCAACCUGUCAGCUGAAAUUUCCGACAUCACCGAUCAGCUAUCAGAGGGAGGCAGAAGCGUGCAUGAGGUGGACAAGAUCCGCCGCCGUCUGGAGAUGGAGAAACAGGAACUGCAGGCCGCGUUGGAAGAGGCCGAGUCCACUCUGGAGCAAGAAGAGGCUAAGGUAGCCCGUGCUCAGCUCGAAAUCACCUCCAUCCGGUCUGAGAUCGACAGACGCAUCGCUGAGAAGGAAGAGGAGUUCGAAAACACAAGACGCAACAACGCCCGCGCCCUUGAAUCAAUGCAGGCCACACUCGAGGCUGAAAGCAAGGGCAAGGCUGAAGCCCAGAGGGCCCGUAAGAAGUUGGAGUCUGAUAUCAAUGAGCUUGAGGCUGCGCUGGAUGCGGCUAACCGUGCUCGCGCUGAUAUGGAGAAGAACGCCAAACGAGUCCAAGAGCAGGCACGCGAAUUCCAGUCUGCCAUUGACGAGGAACGCCGCAAGACCUCCGAGGCUCUUGAGAACGUUUCCACCGCUGAGCGCCGCGUGACCAUUGUCAUGAACGAGUGCGUCGAGAUUCGUUCUGCUCUGGAGUCGGCAGAGAGGGCACGCAAAGCCGCCGAAAGCGAGCUGGUUGAGACCAGCGACCGUGUCAACGAGUUGAACACGCAGAUGCAGAGCCUUGCAAGCUCCAAGAGGAGGCUGGAAGCCGACAUCAGCGCCAUGUCCGCCGACCUUGAGGAGAUGAGCAGCGAGGUUCGCCGUGCCGAUGAUACUUGCAAGAAGAUGACUAUUGACACAAACCGCCUGGUUGAUGAGCUGAGAUCCGAGAAGGAACAUUCUUCUCAGCUGGAGAAAAUCCGCAGAAGCAUUGAGACCGAACUCCGUGAGGUAACACUUCGCCUCAGCGAGGCCGAGUCUAAGGGCCUGAAGGGAGGCAAGUCCUUCAUCACUAAGCUGGAGACGAGAAUCGUCGAGCUUGAGAGCGAGCUGGACGCCGAACAGAGGCGCCACGCUGAGACUCAGAAGAACGCCCGCAAGGCCGAUCGCCGUCUGAAGGAGCUCGCCUUCCAGGUGGACGAGGACAGGAAGAACCAGGAGCGCCUUCAGGAGCUGAUUGACAAACUCCAGAACAAGAUCAAGACCUACAAGCGCAUGGCAGAGGAAGCCGAGGAGGUGGCCGCAAUUAACCUUGCUAAGUACCGCAAGGUCACCGACGAGCUUGAGAACGCAGAGGAUCGCGCCAACUACGCUGAGAACUCACUUCAAAAGACCCGCCUCACGCAGCGCAGCCAGUCCGCCUCUCGCGCUACUGGCAGCAGCACCACUGUGGUGAGGAAGAAGGUGGUCAUCAAGGAGAUGUAAGUCACGUGACUCGACCAGGUGACGACGACGGACAGAUUAACGGACAAACGAUUUUCUUCACCACCACAGCUUUCCGUACAAUUCCUUUUCUUCAAUCCAGCAAGCGAGGGUGAAAGUUCAUGUAUAUUGCGUGAUCUAGUACAAGUAUGGAGUGCCAACCUUGUCAACAUCUUCACAGUAAAAAAGACGUUUUAGAAUGGAAACAAUUACUAUACGUGCAUAAAUGAACUAGACACUUGCUUCAACUUCGCAGACCUGUUGUUAGUUUGUCCAUAUCUUGAUUUGUCUUGAUUGGGGCUAUGAAACUAGACAUUACAAUUAUAUAAACCUGUGCCUGAAAUAUAUUGCUCUGACAAAGACGAUUAUCUCGAUAUUGAUGAAAGUGACAUCGCUCUGCGAUUGUGGGAAAAUAUUUGAAAGACGAACAAUUUUUAUGAAAUAUUAAACCGCGUUAUCAUCAACUCCGUACAGUGGCCGUUUUAUCAGAUUGCCAUGUUAAUGAUCCCUCGCUGAACUGGAUAGAACAUAUGACGAAACAAAAAUGAGGAAACUUAAAACACUUGUAUUUAUACUGUAUUUAUUAGUUAUUUAUUAACUCGCCUAUUUAUUAUAACAUCACUCGUGAACAUAUAUUUAAAAAUUAUAUCUGUUUCUGUUUCAUUUUGAUAAUUUAUCCGAAUAAACUGCAG